GAAGCUGACCAUAGACAGACAAGCCAAACUCUCUCUCUCUCGAGUUCUUUUUUUUCUUUUUUCUGACUUGGUUUGGUUAUCUUUGUUUCAAGUAUUAUGCUUCCUUAAGAAACAAACAAAGCCUUCCUCUCCUUUUCUAUCACUUUCUCUGUUCAUAGUUUCAUUAUUUUUUCUUUUCUUUUUGAAGCCUCUCUUCCCUUUGGUUUCUGCCUUCUGUGAUGGCUGCUCGUUAUGAUCCAAACCCUUUUGAUGAAGAGGAAGUUAACCCUUUCUCUGACCCGGCUGUGAGGUCGAAAGCAUCAGGGCAGUCGAACUAUAGUGGGAGUGCAUUCAACACAACAGGUGUUCCUCCUGCUUCAAACUCGAGGCUUUCACCACUUCCUCCUGAACCUGCUGGUUUUUACAAUUAUGGCACCACGGUCGACAUUCCUAUUGAUGCAGCUGCGGAUUUAAGAAAGAAAGAGAAGGAACUUCAGGCUAGGGAGGCUGAGCUGAUAAGACGGGAGAAGGAGGUAAAGAGGUUAGAAGAUGCAGCUGCAAGAGCUGGAGUUGUCCUGGAAGAGAAAAACUGGCCACCAUUCUUCCCAAUAAUCCAUCAUGAUGUAGCAAACGAAAUACCAGUUCAUCUACAAAAAAUUCAGUACGUUGCAUUUACAACAUUUUUAGGAUUGACUUUUUGUCUUUUCUGGAAUGUCAUCGCUGUUACAACGGCAUGGAUUCAAGGCGAAGGGGUGAAAAUAUGGUUUCUUUCUGUUAUCUACUUCAUAUCAGGAGUUCCUGGAGCUUAUUUUUUGUGGUAUCGUCCACUCUAUCGUGCAUUUAGGACUGAGAGUGCUAUGAGGUUCGGGUGGUUUUUCUUGUUUUAUGUGCUUCACAUUGGCUUCUGCAUCUUUGCUGCUGUGGCUCCUCCUAUAGUUUUCAAAGGAAAAUCUCUCACUGGUAUUCUGGCUGCUGUAGAUGUUGUGGGUAACAAUAGUAUAGCCGGGAUCUUCUACUUCAUCGGAUUUGGUUGUUUCUGUCUUGAAUCACUGCUAAGCAUCUGGGUUAUUCAGCAAGUAUACAUGUACUUCCGUGGAAGUGGCAAAGCUGCCCAGAUGAAGCGUGAGGCUGCUAGAGGAGCAUUGAGGGCAGCAGUUUGAUUCUAUGCGCUUGUAAGAAAGCAUCACGGUGACCUUGUGUGUGGAUUUAGGUUGUAAAUGCUAUUAGAUGCAUAGACUUGGGAUACAACGUAAAUAUAGAAACACAGCUUGCUUGAGCCUGGCUUUGUUAGACCAAUUUCAUUACUGUUAAAUUUCUUGCUCAGGGUAUAGUUAAUGGAUUUUGCAGGUUGCAUUUUUCUUC
Populus euphratica (Euphrates poplar) is the source of this 1341-nucleotide messenger RNA. RefSeq names its product secretory carrier-associated membrane protein 3-like. Gene Ontology annotation, biological process: protein transport. Gene Ontology annotation, cellular component: trans-Golgi network membrane; recycling endosome membrane. The transcript has 13 exons. Bases 219 to 1139 code for a protein of 306 amino acids. Lineage: Eukaryota; Viridiplantae; Streptophyta; Magnoliopsida; Malpighiales; Salicaceae. The record is from RefSeq and is a predicted model, not a curated record.